Didymodactylos carnosus is the source of this 649-nucleotide messenger RNA. Lineage: Eukaryota; Metazoa; Rotifera; Eurotatoria; Philodinida; Philodinidae. The record is from the annotation of a GenBank genome assembly.
AUGUUUGACUCUCACAUUGAAUUAACUAAUCCGGGGAUUGAAUUUCAACCAGCUAAUGAAAUUGAGUUGUUGAGCACAGAUAUAAACGUGAAAUCGCUCAUGAUCUGCGCAAGUUGGUGUAAUCAAAAUCCUCAAUGCCGCACAUUCGACUAUCAAAGUUCAUCUCCGUUACGAUGUCGAUUAUUCGAAGGCGGGUCGUCCACAGGCACACAAGUUAAUUCAUCAUCGCCAACUUCUCGACUAGGUGCCAUCAGCUAUUAUCCUGAGCUGUAUUCAGCGUACAAUCAGUCGUGUAACCGAUGUCAACAAAGUCGGUAUCUUCUGUGUGUUAAUGACAGAUGUCAGUGCCCACCCAACACAUUUUGGAACAGUUCGAUGUGUUCAAAUCAACAUUACAGUGGGUUAACGUGCCAAGCAGACGACUGGUGUAGACAAGAUUUAAACUUAACGUGCUUUCUACCCACCAACACAUGUGUCGGCGAGGCCGCAGCAACUAGUACAGGUACAACGGAAUUGGCAGCCACAACAACAAAUAUUUUAGCCGCAGCAACUAGUACAGGUACAACGGAAUUGGCAGCCACAACAACAAAUAUUUUAGCCGCAGCAACUAGUACAGGUGGCACGGGUGUGGCAGCCCCAGCCACGAAUU